This is a messenger RNA of Striga hermonthica, 354 nucleotides long. NCBI's taxonomy places the organism in Eukaryota, Viridiplantae, Streptophyta, Magnoliopsida, Lamiales, Orobanchaceae. The record is from the annotation of a GenBank genome assembly.
AUGGCGGCAGCGUCGUUCAGAUACUUGGUGCAGCUACACAAGGACGUCCCAAAAGCGGCGAGAUUCUACUCCGAGGGCUUGGGUUUCACCAUUAAAGUUUGCACCCUCCGGUGGGCCGAGCUCAGCUCCGGCGAGCUCAGGCUCGCUCUCUUGCAUUCUCCCAGCGAAAAUGUCGAGCAGAAGGGCUAUUCAUCUCUGCUAUCAUUUACAGUUAGCGAUAUCAAUAGUACCGUGACAAAAUUGAUGAGCUUGGGUGCAGAAUUGGAUGGUCCGAUUAAGUACGAAAUCCAUGGAAAGGUAGCAGCAGUGCGAUGUGCCGAUGGGCACGUGUUAGGCCUUUACGAGCCAGCUUAG